AUGGCGGAGCGCGGCUGCCCGGUCAUCUUCCCGGACGAGCGCAACUUCCGCCCGUUCACGGCCGAGUCGCUGGCGGCCAUCGAGCGGCGGCGCGCGGCGCAGGCCCGGGCGCGGCGGGGGUCCAGGGCGCACGCCGGCCCCGAGCGCCCCGCGCCCGCCCGGCCGCAGCUCGACCUCAAGGCCUCGCGGCGGCUGCCCAGGCUCUACGGCGACGUCCCCAGCCAGCUGGUGGCCAGGCCGCUGGAGGACCUGGACCCCUUCUACCGCACGCACCAGACGUUCAUGGUGCUGAACAAGAAGAGGACGAUCUACCGCUUCAGCGCCAAGCGGGCCUUGUUUAUCCUGGGCCCGUUCCACCCCAUCCGGAGCCUUGCCAUCCAGAUCUCCGUGCACUCGUUGUUCAGCAUGUUCAUCAUCUGCACGGUGAUCGUCAACUGUGUGUUCAUGGCUCGCUCCAAAAACUCCAAUAUUGCUGAAUACAUUUUCACCGGGAUUUACAUUCUGGAAGCCAUAAUAAAGAUACUGGCCAGAGGUUUUAUCCUGGAUGAGUUCUCGUUCCUCAGAGACCCUUGGAACUGGUUGGAUUCCUUUGUCAUCGGAACGGCGAUCGCAGCCUCACAGACUCCCGUGUCCUCUAUCCGUACCUUCCGCGUGUUCAGAGCCUUGAAGGCCAUUUCCGUAGUGUCAGGCCUGAAGGUCAUUGUGGGAGCCUUGCUGCGCUCGGUGAAGAAGCUGGUCGAUGUGAUGGUGCUCACCUUGUUCUGUCUGAGCAUCUUCGCUCUGGUGGGCCAGCAGCUGUUCAUGGGAAACCUGAACCAGAAGUGUGUCAAGGAUAGCUGUGCGGGCACCACCGACUGGGCCACCAACGAGACUUGCUUUGAAAAAGAAAAUGACAAAGAAUUCAUAAUGUGUGGCAUGUGGGUUGGUAGCAGAUCUUGUCCCAAUAACUCUAAAUGCAACAAAACUCGAGUGAAUCCUGACCAUGGCUUCACGAACUUUGACAACUUUGGCUGGUCUUUUCUUGCCAUGUUCCGGCUCAUGACCCAGGAUUCUUGGGAGAAACUGUACCGACAGACGCUGCGCACGUCCGGGCUGUAUUACGUGUUCUUCUUCGUGAUGGUCAUCCUGCUGGGCUCCUUCUACCUGCUCAACCUCACCCUGGCUGUGGUCACCAUGGCGUAUGAGGAGCAGAACCACAACGUGGCCGCCGAGACCCAGGCCAAGGAGAGGAUGUUCCAGGAGGCCCAGCAGCUGCUGCGGGAGGAGAAGGAGGCGCUGGUCGCCAUGGGCAUGGACCGGACGUCGCUGAACUCCCUACAAGCCUCAUCCUUUUCCCCCACGAAAAGGAAGUUCUUCGGCAAGAAGCAAAGGCAAUCGUUCUUGUUAAGGAAAUCCAGGAAAGACCCCUCUCCAGGGUCAGAUUCCGAUGAAGAAUCUACCAGAAAUCCACGCCUUCUCCAGCAAACCAAACGUCUGUCCCAGACUGUGCCCGUGGAUCUGUUUGAUGAGCAUGCCGACCCUCUGCAGAGACAGAGGGCGCUGAGCGCCGUGAGCAUUCUCACCAUCACCAUGCAAGAAAAAGAAAAAUCCCAGGAGCCUUGUCUCCCCUGUGGGGAAAACAUGGCGUCCAGAUACCUGGUGUGGAACUGCAGCCCACACUGGGUGUGCAUCAAGAAGGGGCUGCGACUGGUCAUGAUGGACCCCUUCACCGAACUGGCCAUCACCAUCUGCAUCAUCACCAACACCGUCUUCCUAGCCAUGGAGUACCACCAGAUGCCGGAGGAGCUGCACACCAUCCUGAGAACGGGCAACUGGGUUUUCACUGGCAUUUUCAUCGCCGAGAUGUUCCUGAAGAUCAUAGCACUCGAUCCCUACCACUACUUCCGCCAUGGCUGGAACAUCUUCGAUUUCAUCGUUGCUCUUCUGAGCUUUGUCGACGUCAUGAUCAACCUCUCCAACCAGCACUGGUCUUUCUUUCGCUCCUUCAGAGUGCUGCGGGUCUUCAAGCUGGCCAAGUCCUGGCCCACCCUGAACACACUCAUCAAGAUCAUCGGCCACUCGGUGGGCGCGCUGGGCAACCUGACGGUGGUGCUGGCCAUCGUGGUGUUUAUCUUCGCCGUGGUGGGCAUGCAGCUCUUCGGCAAUACUUUCUGUGCCAAGAAGAACGUGACGAUGUGCAGAGCGGAGGAGCGCCUGUGCGCCCGGCGCUGGCACAUGGGUGACUUCUACCACUCCUUCCUGGUGGUGUUCCGCAUCCUGUGUGGGGAGUGGAUCGAGAACAUGUGGGAAUGCAUGAACACCGCGCGGUGGACGCUGUGCAUCAUUGUCUUCCUGUCCAUCAUGGUGAUCGGGAAGCUUGUGGUGCUCAACCUCUUCAUCGCCUUGCUGCUCAACUCCUUCAGCAACGAGGAGAGAGACGGAAACCCGGGCGGCGAGGGCAGGCAAACCAAGGUCCAGCUGGCCAUGGUGCGCUUCCAGAAGGCCUUUGCCUUUCUGCUCCGAACUCUCCAGCGUAUCUGCUGCCAGGCACGCAGGAGGCAAGAAGGGACGAUGGAAAACUAUGCUGCCGAGAACAAAGACAUGAAUCCUUUGGUCACUGAGAUGAAAACGGGAGGAUUCAAGUCCUGGGAGGAGCUGGAUGGGCUCAAACCAGCCCGGAAGACUUCUGGCCCGGGGCACGAUCGGAUCCCACUGGCCCCACUGGCAGAGGAAGAAUCGGAUGUGGAAGAUUUGGAUGAGGAUAAUGCCUUGCCCACCACUCCACCCAGGGCUGAAAGACAGGUCUGUGGUCCUUCUCAGGAGACCAAAAUAUCCACCAGCCCAGGAGAACUGGCGGUGGAAAUUGAAGUGUUUCCCGAAGAAGACACUACUUUGGCCAUACAGAAUCCACGGAAGAAGUCGGACGCGGGCAGCAUGCUCUCGGAGUGCAGCACUGUGGACCUGCACCAUGGCCCGGGGUCCCUGGACGGUGACACCCCCCCCAGAAAGCAGCCCGAGCGCUGUCUGCCCACAG
Molecule: messenger RNA, 3013 nt
Organism: Dipodomys spectabilis (banner-tailed kangaroo rat)
Lineage: Eukaryota; Metazoa; Chordata; Mammalia; Rodentia; Heteromyidae
Gene: Scn11a
Product: sodium voltage-gated channel alpha subunit 11
Exons: 17
Biological process (GO): sodium ion transmembrane transport; neuronal action potential; membrane depolarization during action potential
Cellular component (GO): plasma membrane; axon; voltage-gated sodium channel complex
Molecular function (GO): voltage-gated sodium channel activity
Source: RefSeq, a predicted model, not a curated record